CGGAGGCGCUGCCGGUUACGUAAAGAUGAGGGGCUGAGGUCGCCUCGCGCUCCUGCGAGUCGGAAGCGCCCCGCGCCCCCGCCCCCUUGGCCGCCGCGCCGCGCCGCGCUCGUCGUCCGAGGCCAGGGCAGGGCGAGCCGAACCUCCGCAGCCACUGCCAAGUUUGGCCGCGCCGCCGGGGCUGCUGUCUCCCGCACCAUGUCCGCGGCCGCCUACAUGGACUUCGUGGCUGCCCAGUGUCUGGUUUCUAUUUCGAACCGCGCUGCGGUGCCGGAGCAUGGGGGCGCUCCGGACGCCGAGCGACUGCGACUACCUGAGCGCGAGGUGACCAAGGAGCACGGUGACCCGGGGGACACCUGGAAGGAUUAUUGCACGCUGGUCACCAUCGCCAAGAGCUUGUUGGACCUGAACAAGUACCGACCUAUCCAGACCCCCUCGGUGUGCAGCGACAGUCUGGAGAGUCCGGAUGAGGAUAUGGGAUCCGACAGCGACGUGACCACCGAAUCUGGGUCGAGUCCUUCUCACAGCCCGGAGGAGAGACAGGAUCCUGGCAGCGCGCCCAGCCCGCUCUCCCUCCUCCACCCUGGAGUGGCUGCGAAGGGGAAACACGCCUCCGAAAAGAGGCACAAGUGCCCCUACAGUGGCUGUGGGAAAGUCUAUGGAAAAUCCUCCCAUCUCAAAGCCCAUUACAGAGUGCAUACAGGUGAGCGGCCCUUCCCCUGCACGUGGCCAGACUGCCUUAAAAAGUUCUCGCGCUCGGACGAGCUGACGCGCCACUACCGGACGCACACGGGCGAGAAGCAGUUCCGCUGCCCGCUGUGCGAGAAGCGCUUCAUGAGGAGCGACCACCUCACCAAGCACGCCCGGCGCCACACCGAGUUCCACCCCAGUAUGAUCAAGCGCUCGAAAAAGGCGCUGGCCCACCCCUUGUGAGGGGCCGGCCGCGCCCGCCGG
This is a messenger RNA of Ailuropoda melanoleuca (giant panda), 954 nucleotides long. RefSeq names its product KLF transcription factor 9 (gene KLF9). Gene Ontology annotation, biological process: regulation of transcription by RNA polymerase II. The transcript has 2 exons. Gene Ontology annotation, molecular function: RNA polymerase II cis-regulatory region sequence-specific DNA binding; DNA-binding transcription factor activity, RNA polymerase II-specific. The record is from RefSeq and is a predicted model, not a curated record. The coding region runs from base 199 to 933 and encodes 244 amino acids. Lineage: Eukaryota; Metazoa; Chordata; Mammalia; Carnivora; Ursidae.